Messenger RNA from Acaulospora colombiana, 1728 nucleotides. NCBI's taxonomy places the organism in Eukaryota, Fungi, Glomeromycota, Glomeromycetes, Diversisporales, Acaulosporaceae. The record is from the annotation of a GenBank genome assembly.
AUGAAGAUCUAUCGACUCCUUGACACGGCUGUUGGAUGCCAAAACUGCCAAGAAGACACAAUUCAAAGCUUUGUUCGUAAGGACGUAAAUUCUUUUCGCCCACCUUCUCCAGAGGACGAUGAAAUGGAUUCGGCUAUCGAUGUUCCCGUCUCCACCCCAGAAAAUCCUGUAUCCUUUCUAGGCCUCCGUUCUCCUUCUUUGUCGCCGCCAAAUCAAAAGAUCCCUCCUCCUCUCACUCGAAAGGAGGAUUUGUUGCUUGACAACGCUGACUUAUGGGAACAAUUCUACAAGGUGGAUAACGAAAUGAUUAUAACAAAAUCGGGAAGAUGUAUUUUUCCUUUGCUAAAGUUCAACCCCGUGAGUCUUGAUUCGACUGCUCGGUACACCUUUGUUCUGGACUUCACUCAGGUGUCCCCGAGUCGGUAUCGCUUUAAAAAGGGCGAUUGGGUUUCCAUCGGCAUUGACAAACGGAAAUUCUCUACGAGCAGUAAAAAUGGGAAGCCGAUAAGGAAUGGUAAGGUCGAUGGUCGACCUUAUACACAUCCGGAUUCUCCUCAAUCGGGAGCGUAUUGGGCGCGCUUCGGUGUGUUCUUUCCAAAAAUUAAGCUUACCAAUCGUCCACGUCAUAACCUAUCGUCCUGCAAAUCGGGAAAACGCGGUCCACGGGUCAAUGGAGAGAAUGAAAGCGCAUACGACCUUCCUGAUGGUCACUUUUGUUUGACCUCCUUUCACAAGUAUCAACCUCGUGUGAGAAUGAUAAAACAUUCCUCCUCAACAUCCCGAGAAGACAAAGAAUUGAUCUUCACCUUUCGAGAGACUACAUUCAUUGCAGUCACUCACUAUCAAAAUGACGCGGUGAACACACUCAAGAAGAAUUAUAAUCCUCACGCGAAAGGCUUCAAGGAUAUGGAAAAUCAUUGCCCGAUCGGGGGAUACUCGGAAGAGUCGGAUAACGAAGUUGAUAGUAACGGAAAGAUUUCCCCUCAGGGAGAAACAACACCAACACCUUCUCACUUCGCCACUUCUCCAAGUCAAUCAACAAGUGACUUGACUUUGGACCAUUCAACCUUGAUGUCGAUCAAUGAACCUCCCGAAUUCUCUAAUCGCACUGGACCAAAUGGUUUGAGACGGUCAUCGACCAAAGGAUCUCCGCCACGUCAAGUUACCAUCAAUGAUCCGGGUAAUCGCGUAAAAGUUGUGAAGAACAUCCCUUUGGCAACGAACCAGAAGCAAAAAGUCGAGGCACCACCUCCCAUUGCCAUUCCCAUCGGAGGCAGUUUGUUGGAUGUGCGCUCAAGCCCCAACCCAACUACGAAUUUUACCGCGGAAGGCACACCAAGGUUUAACGGGUCAACCCUCACGUUACCCGAAGGCAUGGUCGUCCAAGGUCUUCACACGCCCAUCACUCCUUUCGGAUCCAUCGUUUCCGCCAACGAAUUUCCUUGGGAUCGUAGUCCCCCCUUUGAUAACGAAAGAAGCGAGAAUAUCUCAACACUUGAUUUAAAGUCCAAGCAGUUGAAUUUUCAUGCAUCACCCGUGACACCUGUCACACCGGAGAACGAUUACUUCUCAACCUCAGCCUCGACCAAUGUCUACACGUGCCGUCUCAAACACGCAGAGAAUGAAAAUAGGAAAUUGAGGGAGUUUAUUCGGGAAAGGUAUGGCGCAGAGGCCGAAAAGGAAGCUGAUGUGGUGGUCGCUUUUGGAAGCAAUGAUGAAUCACACUAG